Auxenochlorella protothecoides is the source of this 375-nucleotide messenger RNA. RefSeq names its product 30S ribosomal protein S9, chloroplastic. The transcript has a single exon. The record is from RefSeq and is a predicted model, not a curated record. Gene Ontology annotation, biological process: translation. Lineage: Eukaryota; Viridiplantae; Chlorophyta; Trebouxiophyceae; Chlorellales; Chlorellaceae. Gene Ontology annotation, cellular component: small ribosomal subunit; ribosome. Gene Ontology annotation, molecular function: structural constituent of ribosome; RNA binding. The annotation marks the transcript as partial.
UCAGGUGGGAGAAAAACAGCUUCCGCUCGUGUAAAGUUAAGUCCUAGUGCAACUGAAAAUCUUUUUAUAAAUGGGAAACCAGCUGAACUUUAUUUUCAAAAUAAUAAAGCAUUAUUACAUAAUAUAUUUCAAGUAUAUCAACUAAUAGAAACCUCGACUAAAUAUAAUGCUUAUAUUUCUGUCAAUGGGGGUGGUUUAAGUGCACAAGCUCAAGCUAUUAGAUUAACAUUAUGUAAAGCGUUUAUCGAACUUAUUCCAGAAUUAAGAGCUUCUUUUAAAGCGCAAGGUUUUUUAACUCGGGAUGCUCGUAUUAAAGAACGACGUAAAUAUGGAUUAAAAAAAGCGCGAAAAGCCCCACAAUACUCAAAACGUUAA